CAAUGUAGGUAUGUAGCAUAUGGUGCAUGCACUGUACUGGCUGCGUCGGGAAGUUAGUGUAAUUUGGGUUACCUGUAUUUUGGUGUACAGAUAAGCUACAAGAAGGCAUUUUCAGACACCGACAGUGGAGUAUUUUGGAGAUAAUAUUUAAUGCAAUCUACACCUUACAAGACUUCUUUCGGCACUGGAUCAGGAAGAUGUUAUUCCAAGGAAUAAAGUUACUAGAUUGAUCACAGACACAACUUUAUCUGCAAGCUCCAAUCCUUCCAGAGCGACUAGUUUCCUUUCACCACCAAGUGAGGGCGUCCUUCCACCUGUUGAGUCUGGCCUACAUGAUCCUGAGGAGAGGCUGCUAGGACUCGAGAGACCAGGUGAAGCAUGCGGGAGAGAGCACGCAGCAAAAUGGCAACGCUUAAUGCAAGAGGAGGACAAGUAGAGCGGGGAUCGGGGCGGUCGCCCAGCAGCAACCGAUCCAUCCAGGACCGGCUCGGCCUGGCCACCAUGCAGCCCUUCCCGUCAAUCCGACACAUGGGUCGGCUCUCAGAGCAACACCGGUCAAGCAGCGACUCCAACCUGGCCCACCCCGACCUGCAGCGAAGGGCCGGACACCAGUCCAGUCUGAUGGUCAGCAAGAAUGAGAUCAUCCUGGGAGGUGACCAUGGGGACAGCGCUAGUGCCAAUGUGACCUGGGACAUCAGGGAAGACGUCGGGUCACAGGACUGGAUCGGUCUUUAUCUCAUCGGAGAAAGGAACCCAGCCAGCUACCUCAGCUACAAGAACCGCGGGGUCAGCGGCACACACAAAGGUCAAAUCAUCUGGGUCGUCGAUGCUGAACCAAACUUCACCAAACCUUUAACGAAGGUAUGUUUUAAGUACUACCAUGGAGCUACAGGGGAGCUACGGGCCUGUACGUCCACCAUCAACAUCAAGAACUUGGAUGUUUGGGACCCGGAGUCAGACGAAGAACUAGACGAAUACGACCCGUUUAUCAAGCUCACAUUAUCAGGUGUGAAAGCAGAAGGUCUUAAGAAGGGGAUCAUCUUCAACCCUCAUCCUUACAUCAAGUUCCACAUCCAGACAAGAAGACCAGCUAAAGACCAGCAGCAGCAGCAACAACGUACCAACGACCACCACCACCACCACAACCAUCACAGCAACACCCAGCAACAUCAGCAGCAACGCACAACGAUAGCAGAGAAUACCGUCAUGCCGGCCUGGCAGGGCCAGGAGUUCACCUUCAACGUGACCCGUGUAGACGUGCUGGAGAUUGAAGUCAAGGACAAGUUCAACCGGAGCCAUCCGGUCAUCAGCCGGUUCCUGGGCAAGCUUUCCAUCCCGGUUCAACGACUCAUCGAAAAGGUGGCGCUAGGGGAGCAUACCGUGACGUACAGCCUGAACAAGAGGCACCCAUCAGACCACGUCAGUGGCUACCUGACCUUCACUGUCAAUAUGGAGGAGGUCCCAGAUGACCCCAUCCCCAAUGGCGACAUGGGAGGUCCCCCAGAGUUCAUCGACAUGACCCGGUCAGCGUCCUUUCCAGUAUCCCUCAGAGUAUCGGGCGACGCCUCUGUUGAAUCGUCGCCACGACACUCCAUCAUUUCAGAGGAGUUGGAGAAUGCACACAACUCGGUGGCAAGGUCAUCGUCGGCACCGUCACACGCCGUGAACCACCAGAGGGAACCUAAAGCCAUACAUAUACCACCCAUUGAACCGCCGACACCGACAGACACCAGCGUUGCUGCACCGAUAUCAAAUGAGCAGUGGUCGCAAGCCACACAAGACAUGUCAGAACGGUCACUGGCUCAAGUUGAGAGUAUCGCCUGUAUGUACUCGCUUCAUGGUGCCGGGGAUAGCCCUGCAAGGGAACCAUCAACAACAGUUACCACAAGUGGCACCAACGGUGAGAGUAUACAUCGGCCAUUGACGAUUAAUAUACCCGGUGUGCAGAAUGCAUCGGCUUUAGUUUCUAGUAUCGGUACACAAGUGACUCCUUCACCUACAUCAAGACCACCAGUAAGUCUGGCUAGUCCAGAAUCAGACGAAAGAACUUCAGGUGAAAGAAACCAGGAAGAGAAUAGAGGUAGGGUAGAUAUCAAUAUUACUCCUCCUGAGGAGAGUGCGAUUGCUCCGCCAAGUCCGUUAGAGGCACCUUCUAGUCACUCGAUCAGUGCACCUAUUGCAGUCUCGCGCAGGAGAUCAACAGAUGAUAGUGAAUCAGGCAGAUCUCAUCCAUCUCUCAGUCCACGUUCCUCCUUACCGGACAGUCUCUCCCGUUCAUCUGAAGGCAGUCAACGUUCCUUGAGCGAUAUCCUGCUGAAGCAACAGAUCGACGAAGAGGUUCGGAGACUACGAAGCAGAUCCUCUCUCUCAAAUUCAGAAUCUUCACCUCACCAAAGCGAACAAAACUCUGAAUCAGGAUCUUCACAAAGUAACAUUGCCUCACCUAGUACGCCCUUCUCAAGUUCAUCCAUUAAAGCCAAUGGCGCGACCGUUGAAAGGACUUCUGCAGACAGUGUGGCCUCAGAGCCUGUGGCAGGGUCAGGUAGUAGUAGUCCAAGUAGUGUGCCAAAAGAACAGAGCUCUGUAGAAUCAACAGAUGGUGCUGCAGUCUCGCAUACUAGGAACAAUAACAACAGUUUGUCACAGGGAGCCAGCGAGAACGCAGUUCCAGCCACCAUAGCAGUUGGUGUAAACGGGGACGCUCCAAGAGAGGGUGUGCAAGCCAUUAGUAAUGGACCUGGUUCCACGGAAGAACAGACACCAAGUGUGAAUGGAGAGGCUAACAAGAGCUCACCCAAGGGUUCGGCUGAUGCGACCCCUGCGGCUUCCACUAGCAGAGAAGACGUGGUACCCCCCAUGGGCUCAGCUCCACCAGCUGGUACCAGGACAAGAAGGAGAUCUAGCAGCCACAGGAACAGCGCCGUGUGGCAGAAGAGACAAGGACUAAGAGCUGCUGCAGCUGGCUUGCACGUGACCAUACCAGGUGCGACGUCUGAGAGUUCAAGCACCGAUUCACCUACGACCCCCGUGUUGACCCCAGGUCAUCGAAACACCUACCAAAAAUACCUGCUUCCCGAAGAGGAUGACCCACUGCCUGACAAUUGGGAAGCGAGAAUAGACCAGUACGGCCGUGUGUUCUAUAUUGACCAUCAAAGCAGGGCUACCACGUGGACCAAGCCUGGACGCAACCAGACCGGCAGACACGAACGGGACACCAGGGCCUCCGAACAAAGCAGGCAGCAGCUUGAUAGAAGGUAUCAGAGCAUCAGGAGAACCCUCCAGAGUGAUGACAACGGCAGCCGGAGAAACAGCUCUGAAGGCCCGUCAGCGUCCAGUUCUUCAGAGAGUAUACCUCAAAUACAGAACCCAAGGAACCAGCAGUCUCUCAUGGAGUCACCGGCGGUGCUCUUCAUCACCAGGCCAGACUUCUUCAACUUCUUGCAUUCAAACAUGGAUGCUAAAAACACAUUCCAGAAGAACUCGUCUGUGAAGCACAUGGUGAAUCGGAUCAGGAGAGACCCAGGCAAGUUUGCCGACUACCAGCACAACCGAGACCUGGUGGCGCUGCUCAACUCCUUUGCAGAUCCCCAGGGCGAUCUUCCCAGAGGAUGGGAAACCAAGAAGGACAAGUCGGGCAAGGAUUUCUUCAUCGACCACAACAACCGAGCCACCAGCUUCAUCGACCCUCGUCUUCCUCUCAACAUCGUGGAUACGUCAGGUGCCAUGCUAGCGCCCCCUAGAGGCAGGAUCAGGAGUCGGAGCGAAGGGGAAGAUGAGCUGCAGAACAGUACCUAUGCAAUCCAAGCAGCCCAUAAUUCCAGAGGUGGUCGGGGUUCAGGGCCCCCUCCCGUUGUCCCCAGACCGGUAGAGACCCUUCGAGGGGGAUCGUCACGCUCGGAAGAAGUGCCCAUGGCAUACAAUGAGAAGGUGAUAGCGUUUCUAAAGCAACCCAACAUCAUGGACAUCUUGCUGGAGAGACAACCUGGGCUUGGUGCUAAUCAGAAAUUAAAAGACAAGCUUGGACAAAUAAGGAAAGAUGGAAUUGAAGCUCUAGAAAAUCUCUCAAAUGACAUGGAAUUAAUUAUGUUACUAAGUUUAUUUGAAGAGAGCAUCAUGAGCUAUAUGCCCACCCCUCAACAAGCAAAUGCCUUGAGAUCUACAUUAGCACAAGCAAUAUCACCACAGAAUUCACCUCAACACUCACCACAUUCAUCACCAGUUGUUGGUCGUGCCAACGCCAGAGCACCGGCCCCAUACAAGCGAGACUUUGAUGCCAAGCUGAGGAACUUCUACCGAAAGCUGGAGGCUAAGGGCUUUGGCCAAGGUCCAACCAAAUUAAAACUGACUAUCAGGAGAGAUCAUCUUCUUGAAGAUGCCUUUGGUAAGAUCAUGGCUAUCAACAAGAAGGACAUUCAGAAGUGUAAGCUCUUCAUCUGCUUCGCCGGUGAGGAAGGUUUGGACUAUGGUGGCCCAUCAAGAGAGUUCUUUUUCCUCCUAUCAAGGGAGCUCUUCAACCCGUACUACGGUCUGUUUGAGUAUUCAGCCAUCGAUACCUACACUGUUCAGAUCAGUCCAAUGUCGGCCUUUGUCGAUAACUAUCUAGAAUGGUUCCGAUUCUGUGGUAGGGUCAUCGGUUUGGCCAUCAUUCACCACUUUCUCCUGGAUGCCUUCUUCACCCGGCCGUUCUACAAGGCCCUGCUGAGGCAGCUCUGUAACCUGACCGACCUGGAGUCCCUGGACGGCGAGUUCUAUCGGAGUCUGCUCUGGGUCAAGGAUAACGACAUCACUGACCAGCUGGAUCUGACCUUCACAGCGGACGAAGAGGUCUUUGGACAGCUGACAGAGAGGGAGCUAAAGCCGAACGGGAAGAACAUAGCCGUGACGGAGAAGAACAAGAAGGAGUAUAUUGAGAAGAUGGUGAGGUGGCGCAUUGAGAGGGGUGUGGCCGAACAGACGGAGAGCCUUGUCAGAGGUUUCUAUGAGGUGGUUGAUUCCAGACUGGUGUCCGUGUUUGACGCGAGGGAAUUGGAGUUGGUGAUCGCUGGUACGGCUGAAAUCGAUGUUGCUGAUUGGAGGAGGAAUACAGAGUAUAGAGGAGGUUUCCAUGACAAGCAUCACGUGAUCAACUGGUUCUGGAUGGCUGUGGAGAGAUUCGAUAAUGAGAGGAGGCUUCGUCUGCUCCAGUUCGUCACAGGAACAUCCAGCAUUCCAUACGAGGGAUUCGCCGCUCUCAGGGGCAGCAACGGUCCAAGGAAGUUCUGCAUUGAGAAGUGGGGAAAGAACUCAUUUUUACCAAGGGCUCACACCUGCUUCAACAGGCUGGACCUCCCUGCGUACACAACCUAUGCCAUGCUGAUGGAGAAGCUGGUCAUCGCCGUGGAGGAGACAAGCACGUUUGGAAUCGACUGAGGGAGAGAGAGUGAGGAGGAGGACUUUCAAGACAAGUGUCGGAUAGUAUGGAAAGACCAAGUUUGCAGACAGAUCAAGAUCAAGAUUGCGGGUCAUUUUGAAUUGACGGAACUAAUGAUUCUGCUUUUAUAUAGCGCCCAAUACAUCGAUACAACAAUGUGUCUACGGCUUUAUAGAUAUAUUAUUACCCUGGUCAUCUGAUUCAGGCUUACCCGCACACAAUGUAUGCACAUUUUCCACUCCUUGGGGAGCAUUCCGGCAUCAAGCUCAUGGAUAAUAUGGAUAAUAUUAAUGUGGAUAGAGCAUGUCUGCAAAGAGACGGAGAGGAAGAUUGUUUGUCAUUUGGAAUCAAAGCGAGUGGAGAAUAUUUAACCCCCUGCAUGUGAGAUCCGGAUAGUCCCUGUAUUAAGCCUAUGGGACUGAGAGAAUUCAGGAGUCAUCGGGUUAAAAGGUUUUUUGGAUAGCAUCGGUGUGGACAGGGCACGCGUGCAGGAGAAUUAUUAUGUUAUGUCAAGCCUGAUGUCUUCGUCAGCGACUCGUUCUUUGUUUGACUAUGACAGGGAAAGAGAGAGAGAGAGAGAGUAUAUCUCCUCAGUUACACUCUCUCUUUUGAAAUCAAUCUCUUCAUCACAUCUAUCCUACUGUGUAUGCUAUGUUAGAGGAUUGAAAUGCUGUGCACUAGUGGAUUCAGCCCAAGAGCACCCAAUUCUGGAAGACUAUAUAAUUCUUGAGCAUUGAAUGCACAAUACAGCUAUAUUCUACAAUGCGGUCCAGUGUCGAAUAUCAAUUCUUUCUCUAGAGCCUCUAUUCCAUUCAAACUCAUUACUACAAACUUGGAGUGAUAGGGGAGCAUCACAUCAAUUACAUCAGGCAUUCUUUGUAAUACAUCAUCUCCCUUCCUGGAAUCCCGUUGCAGAGAAUUCUUGCCUGGAAGUUUUUUUGAAAGACCAAAUUAAAAGUACAGGUCAUCAAGUCCUAAUGACCUAUACUCUUUCAGCGAUGACUUCACAAUACGGCUCUCCCCUACGAUGAAAUCUGCUCUGCAACAUCUCUCUGAGCAACUGUAUGUCUGGAAGGUUUCUCAAAUCUAACUUGGUAACAUUGUCUGGAAACAUCGUCUUUCAUCGACCAUAGGCUAUAUCAUCGCAAAGCAUGCGUCACUCAAAAUUGAACCAGUUCUUUCUAUACCAUGCGAUAUCAUACUCCAAGCAACCAAUGUAUUGGGACUGAGUAAACUAAUAUCUUGCGAAAUGGUGUUUUCCAUCAUCAUUGCCCUUGUUUUUGAUGAAAGUAAUAUACAUAUCGAUGGAUGCGUUCACCCAAAUUCUUUGCAUUCUCUCACUCAGAGAUUGAUUGAAUGUAUAUUGCAUAGCUGUAACCAGAUCAAGUAUUUGUUCAUGUCCACACUAGAAUUGUCUUCAGUCAUUGGGUAUUAAUAUCAGUGUCCAUGCUAGGGAAGAUGGUAAGACUGCAAUGAGUAAUAGAUAUAUGAUUCCUAAGAUUUAUUAAAACAAAAAAAAUAUAUUACCGUUACACAUCUGUCUCGCAUGGCCCUUUGAAUGCAUGUUACACGUCUCUGUUAUUUGUUAAGGCCAUGGCUGCUUCCAUUUAUGGAAAUACUGAACGUUGAUUCUGGGAAUCAGUUAUCAAACAGUAUUAAACAAUUUUUGAUUUCAGUGUGAUGUAAGGCUAGCAUUUUCAUGUUGGUUCCUCUGUUUGAAAAUGGAAGUUGUGUCCAUAUGGUGAGAAACUUUUGUCUUUCACCAGAGUAAAUUAUGUUUUAUAUUAUUUUUGAAACUUAUUGUAUGAAUUUUUGCUUUGCAUAUCCCACCAAUUAUGUCUUGUGUUUUCUUAAAAUAUUUGUCCUGUUUCUGUGCUCAGUUUUAUCAAAUGAAACAACAAAUUGUUUGCGACUGACAUCAAUCGCAGUAUUAGAGAAACAGGACUGCAAACUUGCAAUUGAUUAGAGGGCUUACCAGCAACUCUUUAUUAUAAAACGGGGCCCAGGUUUCUGUAUUGUACUUGAUGCUGUUACAUGAAGCUGUAUGUUGUCCAUUCGUAAUGGUCGGGAUAGUGGAUUUUUUUUUAAAUUGCGGAGCAGACAGUACUGGUUCCCCCAAUCAAUCUGCAGUGAAAAUUUGUAGAUGACUGUUAUAGGCAGAUUAAUCUAGUGAUACACGAGAGUGCAAAUGCACACUUGUGAACAUAGAUACAUGUAUGCAAUUUGUCCCUUGUAAUAAAACAGCUUCAAUGUGAUUGUAACACCAUAUAUCGAUGUGCGUUAGUGUUGGAAAUCAACUUGCGACAAGAGUGAAAGGAAAGAUUAAAAUGUUUUUGAGCAAGGUCUUACAGAAACUCUAGUGGGGUUUGUGUGCAGCACACAAUGUACUCUCCUUGAAGGGCAAGCCAGACGAAUCAAUCCAUGAUAUGUUCUUUGAUCAAAUCUCUUACCAUUUCAAUUAUCUUCCAUGAAAACGCAGUUACCGAGAAACUGGACUGCCAAAUAGAAAAUGUAGAGAUGUAUAUACAAAAUUUGGAUGAGAAGCAUGUAUAAAAUAGUCGAUCAUUCUUACUAUUAAUUGAUAUAAUGUAUAUUUAUGAAAUUGAUUAAUUGUAAUGUAUAAAAAUAGAGAGGUGGAAAUUGGCAAUGAUGAAAGGGAAAUAUAUUAGCUUGUAUUAUUUUCAUGAAUUUAUAAUGAUAACACCGGAGAACAUCUCAAAUAUGUAUAUCUGAUCAAUGGUGUGUUAUGUGAUAUUUAAACAAAGACAAAGUAUUCAGCUGUUUACAUUUAAUAUAUAUUAUUAUCCUUAUUAUUAUUAUUAUUAUUAUUAUGAAUAUCAUUAUGAAUGCAGAGCUCUUAAUGAGUGUAUGUUGAAUAAUCAGUGAAUCAUUGAUAUUAUAACAAUAUGUGGCUCAUAUGCAUGCAAACAAUUCUCUAUAUCAGAAAAUAAAAAAACAACAGCAGUACUUCCUAAACAUAAAUAAUGGGAUGAUAAUUGAGAAAUUUACAACUAUUGUGUUUUUAUUUUUUGUUUAGCCAGUACUUUGAAUAUGUUAUCUCCAGGUAUUAUUUCUUGUACUCGAUAAACUACCACCAGACUAUGGUUCUAUAUUGAAAGUUUGUUUUGCAUUUUUGUCUCUUGAGAGCCCGAAGGGAACUUUAUAGGGGGUGUAGCAUGACGAGACUAUGUGUCUUUCCCUUGGCCUGACUCGGGGGCCGAUCGGGUUUAAUACGACUACGAACCACGCCACCGCAGUAUUCACGUGCGUGCAACAUACACGAAACCGAAGCAUGAUGGGAACUAUGGUCUGUUUCGCGAACGCUAGCACGUGCUGACUGUUAAUCUAGUCCAUUUGUUUACAUGCAGCUAUCCAAAAGUAGUCGUAGAUGGCGUUAACCAAUAUUUGCCAUGCUGCACCCCCUUUAACACAGAGAUAACGCUCUCCUGGCUCCCAACAGAUGAUUUAUUUGUACAUUUUGGGUUUCAAGCGAAAAGGAAAUCAUCGUAAAUCGAUCAGAAUGUAAAUCAGAGUAUAUUAAUCCAGAUCUUUGCCAUGAUGAUGUGCAUGUUUGCAUGUCAAGUGAAAGUUAUUUCUCUAUGUUCUUCUAACCAAUACCAUGUCAAGGUCAUGUGAAGGUCACGUGGGCUCUACGCCUAGCGUCUCGCGCAAAAUGCUUUUACUCCUGCAAGUUGGUGCAAAAUUCAGAGUUGGUGAAUCUAUUAUAUGUAAACAUGCAAUUCAAAAUGUUAUAUUACUAUACAUGUAUACCUGCAAUUACAAAUAUUCUAUGUUAAAAUAUAUUAUAAUUUUGUAAAGCUAUUAGUUAUUAGUUAGAUUAUAUCCUCUUUAUGUUUCUAUUUAUUACCUAUAUUUCAGAACAAAGCGUAUUUCUUACAAGGAUAUGGUGUUAUAGUCUCAUUACAUAACUUUUACUCUGUUCCAAUUUGUCACUUUGUAAACUGGCAAAAUAUUUAUCUUAUUUACUUCCAGAUCUCUCAAUAGAUUGUUUAGUGUGUGUUAAUUGAUUGUGCAGUCAUGUGCAGAUUUCCAGCAUAUUAUUGCAAAGAUUACAAGUUGAUAUUUUGUCCUCAUCGUUUGUUUUAUCUCGUGUUCAUCAAAUACAUCUAACUUUUUAUCAUGAUUUUGAGGCAGGGACACAUAAACAUAUAUUUGUGGAAAAUGAUGCACAUUCAUAUUUUCUGUGAGACAAAUGUGUCGAGCAUGAAGGAGAGAUGUGAAAUUUUACCAGUAUAACUAAAAAAUGAAUUGAUAGGCCAACACAUUUGAUGUACGGUAGAUAGAAAUACAAGGGGUGUAAUUUUGUUUCAAUGUUAAUACAUGAGUUUUUUGUGUUGUUUUUAGUUUUAGUUUUUUGUUGCUGGUGGAGGGUAUAUAAUACCAAACAUAAUUAAACGGUAAAAUGAUUCUUAGACCUAGCUUGAGUGCCUACAUAUUGGUGCCAAAUGAGGGGGUUUGAACCCUAAACCUGCAUUGCAUCCACUUGUUCAUGACUGCAUUCAUACUAUAAAUAUUUAUGAUAUCGGUAUAUCAAAUCUGGCAUUUUAGAACAUGUAGUUUAGAUUUUUCUUUACUUCUUUCUUUUCCUAACUAAAGUGAUCAAAUUUGAGCUAAUUCGAAUAUGAAAGCCCAGCUUGAUUAGCUGUGCGCACAUGCUCUAUAGUGAAUUAUGAGUCUGAACAUGUACAUUUAUGUAAUUUUAAUGGUGUUAAUCUUGUUUGUAAUUAUUUUUCUUUUGAAUGAAAUAUUUGAGAUCUUGUACAGUGUGUAUUAAGAAUAAGAACAUUCAAUAUAUAUAUUGACCUGUAAGUCUUACGAUUAUAUGAAUUUUUAUUACAGUAUGAUAUGAAUGUAACAUAAAUAUUUCGAAUUUGGGGGAGAAUACUGACGUGAUAUUUUCACUGAAACUCUCAAUAAAUCACUUCACUGAAAAGAAA
Molecule: messenger RNA, 10368 nt
Organism: Strongylocentrotus purpuratus (purple sea urchin)
Lineage: Eukaryota; Metazoa; Echinodermata; Echinoidea; Camarodonta; Strongylocentrotidae
Product: E3 ubiquitin-protein ligase HECW2
Exons: 27
Coding region: 379-5409 (1676 amino acids)
Biological process (GO): regulation of dendrite morphogenesis
Molecular function (GO): protein binding; ubiquitin-protein transferase activity
Source: RefSeq, a predicted model, not a curated record